Fimicolochytrium jonesii is the source of this 1305-nucleotide messenger RNA. RefSeq names its product zinc-ribbon-domain-containing protein. The coding region runs from base 415 to 1305 and encodes 296 amino acids. The transcript is spliced from 5 exons. Gene Ontology annotation, biological process: ubiquitin-dependent protein catabolic process; protein ubiquitination. Gene Ontology annotation, cellular component: nucleus. The record is from RefSeq and is a predicted model, not a curated record. NCBI's taxonomy places the organism in Eukaryota, Fungi, Chytridiomycota, Chytridiomycetes, Spizellomycetales, Powellomycetaceae. Gene Ontology annotation, molecular function: zinc ion binding; ubiquitin protein ligase activity.
GACGACGACGACGACGACGACGACUCGGUUCUGCGGACAUCGGAUGAGGAAGAAGACGAGGAGGAAGAGGAUGGGGAGGAUGGGGUCGAGCAUGUGUCUUUCCAGGAUGCACUUUCCCACAACGAAUGGGAUGACGUGUUUGAAGAUUCGGAUAGUUCCGACGACGAUUUUGACGACGACGAUGAUGAUGACGACGAGUCCGACGGGGACAGCGAAGACGGGCGGGUGCCGACUGGCGGGAGAGGGGACGAAUUGAGCCUGCGGAUUCCGGGGUCGUAUCCUCCCGAUGGCGCAGGUGGUGUGGAUGGGGCGGAGACGGUGGCCAAGCAGCAGAGUUUGCGGAGGCAGAUUGUGGGGAUACAGGGGGAUGAGGGGUUGAGUGCGCAGGAGAAGGCGAGGAAGAUCCAGCAACUGAUGAGCGGGAACUAUGCCAAGACGAUGUACAGCAAUACGCUGCCGAUCCCGUCGCUGGAGGCUGGGAUCGAGAGCUUGGGGCAGAUCACCGACGAAGAGAAGAUCAAGACUUGGCAUGAUUACGACGCCCAGAUUUUGGGCUGCAAGCAUUACCAGCGCGGGGCGAGGGUUCAGGCCCGAUGCUGCGGGAAAUGGUUCACCUGUCGGUUCUGCCAUGACGAGGUUUCUGAUCACAACAUGAACCGGCACCAAACAACAACAAUGCUCUGCAUGCACUGCCUCCACCCCCAACCCGCUUCCUCCACCUGCCUCCACUGCAGCACCCCGCUCGCAUGCUACUACUGCCCGACCUGCAAACUCUGGGACGACGACGCCACGAAACACAUCUACCACUGCGACGCGUGCGGGAUCUGCCGCAUUGGCCGCGGCCUAGGCCUCGACUACUUCCACUGCGAGAAAUGCAACGCGUGCAUGGCGAUCGCGCUGCAGGGGAGGCAUAGAUGCAUUGAGCGGAAUUUGGAGUGUGAUUGUCCGAUCUGUGGGGAGUUUAUGUUUACUAGUACUAGUACUGUUAUCUUCAUGCCCUGCGGCCACUGCAUCCACCAAACCUGCCACUCAACCCACAUUCAAACCUCCUACCAAUGCCCGACCUGCCUCAAAUCCCUCGCCGACAUGACCCGCUACUUCUCCCGCAUCGACGCCAUGCUCGCCUCGCACACCAUGCCCGCCGAGUACGCCGACCUCGUCUCGAACGUGUAUUGCAAUGACUGUGAGAGGAGGACGAGGGCGAGGUACCAUUUUGUUUAUCAUAAGUGUGGAGGGUGUGGGGGGUAUAAUACGAAGGUUGUGGGGGUUGAGAGAGGAGGAGAGGGGGAGGAGGCGGGGGUGUGA